Phytophthora sojae is the source of this 678-nucleotide messenger RNA. Its product is annotated as necrosis inducing-like protein NPP1 type. The record is from RefSeq and is a predicted model, not a curated record. NCBI's taxonomy places the organism in Eukaryota, Oomycota, Peronosporomycetes, Peronosporales, Peronosporaceae. The coding region runs from base 1 to 678 and encodes 225 amino acids. The transcript is spliced from 2 exons.
AUGAACCUCCGUGCGUUCUUCACUGCGGCCGCAGCCUCACUCGCUCUCACCCAAGCCGACGUGAUCUCGCACGACCAGCUUCGACAGCGGAGUAGGCGGCAGGCAUCAAGUUCAAGCCGCAGAUCCGGCUGCCACCCCUACCCAGCCGUCGACAAGGACGGCAACACGAGUGGGGGACUCAAACCCACGGGCUCAUCUAGCGCCGGCUGCAAGGGGUCCGGGUACGGCAGCCAGAUCUACGGCCGCAUCACGACGUUCAAUGGCGUCUACGCUCUCAUGUACUCGUGGUACUUCCCCAAGGACUCUCCGAUCUCGGGACUGGGCCACCGCCACGACUGGGAGCAUGUGGUCGUGUGGGUCGACGACAUCACGCUCGCCAGCCCGUCGAUCAUUGCUGUGUCCCCGUCGGCCCACAACGGAUACAACAUUUACUACCCGCCAGAGUCCGGUACCAUUGACGGCUACAGCGCCAAGGUGGACUACUCGUCGAGCUGGCUGGUCGUGAAUCACGCCCUCGACAGCACAUCGGAUGCUGGUGAGACGCAGGACCUGAUUAUGUGGGACCAACUCACGGACACAGCACGCACGGCGCUGGAGAACACGGACUUCGGCGACGCCAAUGUGCCGAUGAAGGACGCAAACUUCCAGAUGAAGCUCGGCAACGCUUACUACGCGUAA